CUCAUCUAUCCACACGAGCAUCGAUGAUCUGAAUGUCAAUGUUGUCUCACCUCCUGUUAUUGGUCUUAAAUAAAAGACCUGUAAUGUGACAUACCAGUGUUCCUAGCCGCGUAUUUCCAGCAAUAUAAAUAUUUUAAAAGGACAUUAACAAUGAGUGCAAGAGUAAUGGGACUCCUCUGGGUCCUUCUCAUCCUCGGGACCAUCACGACGGUCACCGCAAGAAUUCACAAACUUGAAAUACGGGGUGACACGAGACGCUAUAUCGCUUUAACAACAUUUGGAUUUUAUCAGGGAGGCAUUCUGACAGUCAAUCUAACGAAUUUCAAAGUCACGCCAUUCAAGGAAAACUCAAUUUAUGGCUUUAGCUUGGACAGGACCAGAAGUGACGCAAUGAAUCCGUAUUUAGACAGCCAUCAAGAGAAAUGCCUACUGCAGGGUGUCACCAGCCCCAAGGCUGAUCUAGACUCUAAGGAUGAUAGUUCGGUGAUUUAUUUUACGAUGGAUUUCAAAAAUAAAUUAUUGCUGGUGAAUUGCAGUCACAAUGUGCGAUCGUUACACAUCUCGAGUGAUCCAGAUGAAAUACGAAAUUUCAGGACUAAAAGAACUUCAUCUGGAUUCAGUGAUACUGCUCUGUUUCCUCGUAGAAAACGUGACACAGCACCUCAUGACAUCGACAUGGAUGGGAGAGACAUACAGAAUCAGAUCUGUUCUAAAAUAAACAUUCCUAUAACAACUGAAACUGUCAAGGGUGAGAAAUACUUCAACACGAGUUUUGCGAUGUUUGUGGCAAAUGAGGAGGAAGAGGGUAGAUACAAUCUCUUCCUCCACAGUUGUCCCAACUAUAAUUAUGAUACUCGUGUCUCGAUUGAUUUUACGAUGAGGAUAGUGGCGAAAAAUAGGAGGAAUUUCUUAAGCGCUGGAGAAAUGCCACUUCCGUCGCUUUAUUUCAUGAUGUCACUCCUAUUCUUUGUCUCUGGGGUCUUCUGGGUAUUUAUUUUGAAAGAGAGCAAGCAUCCCGUUUUCAAAAUUCACUAUCUCAUGGCCGUUCUCGUUUUUCUGAAAUCUCUCUCAUUGCUAUUCCAUGGAAUAAACUUCCACUUCAUACAAACAAAAGGGGAACACGUGGCAGCUUGGGCUAUUCUCUAUUAUAUUACGCAUUUACUGAAAGGAGCUGUUCUUUUCAUUACGAUUGUGCUUGUGGGCACUGGAUGGGACUUUAUCAAACACAUCCUGGCGGAUAAGGAUAAGAAAAUUUUCAUGAUUGUGAUACCACUUCAAGUUCUGGCUAAUGUUGCUGAAAUUAUAAUUGAGGAAAGCGAAGAGGGAGAUGUGGAACACAAAACGUGGCGUGACGUAUUCAUCCUCGUUGAUCUACUCUGCUGUGGUGCUAUUCUAUUCCCAGUUGCGUGGAGCAUAAAACAUCUCCAAGAGUCAGCAAAUACCGAUGGCAAAGCCGCUAUCAAUCUACAAAAGCUCAAAUUAUUCAGACACUUUUAUAUUAUGAUUGUCUGCUAUAUCUACUUCACUCGGAUCAUCGUGUACUUAUUGAAGAUGACAGUACCUUUCCAGUACGAAUGGCUCGACGAGAUGUUCCGUGAAAUGGCGACGUACAUUUUCUUUGUCUUAACUGGCUACAAAUUUCGACCAGCAUCAGCCAAUCCAUACUUCACAGUUAACGACGAUCUGGCAGCCAAUGAAGACGAUGAUGAAAUGGACGUUGUGCUUUUUUCCAGUGUGUCAGGGGCCAGUGGGUUUACCGAGGGUCUCGGUAAGGUUUCCAGAGCAACGAAAAUCGUUAGACCAACAACAACAGAAGUCAGUGUCAACGAUGAAGAACGAGAUAGCCUUAUAAAUAAACGCGAGGCUUCGCACGAGUAUGACUGAACCUCAAAUUAAUAAAAAAAGACUCACUUAGAAAAAUAGAAAAUUUAUACAAAGUGUUAGAAGUUUUCGUGAAUGAUAUCAGACCCUUGAACUGAAUUUAGUCACUGGGGACCACUCUGAUGUGAAAACUCAAGUGCCCCCUUAGUGUUUUCCAUUUUAUUUGGGCGAUAUUUUACAACGACAAAGUGGCAGGCCGUUUGUCGUAAUAAUUUCCUUAUAAUUAUCUUUAUCAUUUCUUUCUGCCUGUAGUGUCCAGCACUAAAGAAUAAAAACAAAUGUAGAUUGAGAAUGUUUCAGUAGGCAUUUAGAGUUACAUUUCCAAUAAAUUGUUCGUCAAUAUAUUUUAAUUUAGUGGCGCAUUAAGAAUCAACAACAAGAAACUUACUAGAGUUUUCGACCCGAUUUUUUUUGUACCCUAGGAGUUUGUAUAAUUGUGAUAACGAGAAUCAGCUAAGAUAUUGUGUGUUUAAAGUGGGUAAAUAACUACGAGUGUUGCGUUUAGGGACCCAUGACCAUGCCCUCUACCCAAUUCUUAUAAGAAAACCAAAUCACAUUCAGUUGGUUUUCAAACUGCGAAUGUAUUCCGUGUUAUUACAGUUGGAAAUAAUUUUUCUUUACGGUAUAGAACACUGCGUGAGUCAAUGCGAAUUAUCAUAAUAAAUUUAAUAAUAAAUGUAAUACCCACAACUGUCUAAUGGUAGCAUAUUUUCUAAUUAUGAUUCGUGCACACGUCUUAUUGAGAUAUUAUCUGGGAAUGGAGGAGAGCAAGUAUUUUAGCAGGAUAUCUGGCUCUUUCGAACUUGUUUAUUGAAGUACAUAACUGUGGUAUGUAACUAUGAGGUAUGAGCGAAAUGAAAUGCGGACUGUGAAAAAAUGAAUGAUGAACAAAUAAAUGAUAUUUUUAUGAAA
Messenger RNA from Diachasmimorpha longicaudata, 2793 nucleotides. RefSeq names its product protein GPR107. Lineage: Eukaryota; Metazoa; Arthropoda; Insecta; Hymenoptera; Braconidae. The transcript is spliced from 10 exons. Bases 151 to 1884 code for a protein of 577 amino acids. The record is from RefSeq and is a predicted model, not a curated record. Gene Ontology annotation, cellular component: Golgi apparatus; membrane. Gene Ontology annotation, biological process: transport.